Schistosoma spindalis is the source of this 399-nucleotide messenger RNA. The record is from the annotation of a GenBank genome assembly. NCBI's taxonomy places the organism in Eukaryota, Metazoa, Platyhelminthes, Trematoda, Strigeidida, Schistosomatidae.
AUGACUGAAUUAGUUGGAACAUGGAAAUAUCUUGAAAGUUCCAAUGUGGAAGAAUUGUCUAGUGAAUUAGGAACUCCUAAUGAUGUAUAUAAUGUUAUCAAUAAAAUGAAAUCAAAUAUGAUCAUAGAUUUGGAUGAUAAUGAAGUACGCAUAAAAAUGAUAAUAUAUGAUCAAGAACUGGAUCAAUCAUUUGAAUUGGGUCAAGAAGUUGAAGAAUUAACAUUUGAUGGACGAAUCGUUCGAGCUAUUGUAACUAUUGAAUCAGACAAGAAAAUGGUACAUAUACAAAAACAUGGCUUUACGGAAACUGUCAUUACACGUGAAGUUGAUGGCGACACACUGAUAACAACAAUAAAAUCUCAGCAGCAUGUAGCAACUAUCAAAUAUCAACGUGUUUGA